AUGUCCUCCAUACUGUGCCCAGCUGAUCUGGUGCCCUUUGAAGAUCUCUUCUCCAGACCCCCGAAUCCCCUGCUGGGCGCCUCGGACCAGGAGGGCUGGGGGAGGCUAAGCCGGCCGGGGGCGAGUCCUGGGCUGGCCCCUCCAGGGUCUCCCCCCAGCCCCUGUGGCUUGGGGGGUGCGCUCUGCGAGCCUUUUAGCUACCCGGAGCCUGCCAUCCCCGGGGACCGGGAGGCCACAGAGAGACUGCGCUUGGGGGGCUCCCCCUGCUGUGAUUUUGGCGACCUGUUUUGCAAACCACUUAAUCCCAUGCUCUCCCUCAGUGUGGCCUGCCAGCCUCCAGUCCCCGUGGUCCCGGUGCUGGCUCCAGCCUCACCGACCCCCAGGCCUGCUCUGGUGCCAAGGCCCGGGGCCGCAAGCCCGGGUGGGGUCUCCUGCGGUCCCGGGCCCGGUGAAGCCAGGCCCAGGAAGCGUGGCAGCCGGGGCAAGAAGAAGAGCAAGGAGGCUGGUGGCUCGGCGGCCAAGGGGAAGAAGCAGCCCCAGGAGGAGGACUUUGCCGAGCUUCUGGAGCAGUACAGACGUGAGCGGGAGGCCCUCACAGCGGCCCCGGUGCCCCCGGCGCCCCCGCCCUCUGAAGGCAGGGCCAAGAAAGGAGCCAAGCGCGGUGCAAGGGCUGCCAAGAAAAAGAAGCAGCCAGGGCCCGUGAGGUCCACGGGUCCCGGGCGCCCGGCGGUCCCUCCCGCGGCCCAGGAACCGCCGCUGGUGAGCCAGGAGUUCAUCGAGAAGAACACCGUGACCCUGGGCUCGCAGAGGGUGUGCAAGUACUUCCUGGCUGGGCGCUGCGUCCGAGGAGAGCAAUGCCGGCUGGACCAUGCGGCCCAGGGCCUCAAGUUCCAGCAGCUCUGCAAGUUCUACGUGCAGGGCUACUGCAUGCGAGGCGAGCUCUGCCGCUUCCUGCACCAGGAGUUCCCCUGCAAGUUCUUCCACACUGGGGCCAAGUGCUACCAGGGGGACCAUUGUGGCUUCUCUCACGCGCCCCUGACGCCGGAGACGGAGGGUCUCCUGCAGGCUGCCCUGGCCGGCACUGCUCUCCGCGGACACAGUGCCCAGCCCCGGCUCCUUACUGACCAGGCAGCUACUGACUAG
This is a messenger RNA of Dromiciops gliroides (monito del monte), 1143 nucleotides long. RefSeq names its product zinc finger CCCH domain-containing protein 8-like. Bases 1 to 1143 code for a protein of 380 amino acids. Gene Ontology annotation, molecular function: metal ion binding; RNA binding. NCBI's taxonomy places the organism in Eukaryota, Metazoa, Chordata, Mammalia, Microbiotheria, Microbiotheriidae. The record is from RefSeq and is a predicted model, not a curated record. Gene Ontology annotation, cellular component: nucleus. The transcript has a single exon. Gene Ontology annotation, biological process: negative regulation of DNA-templated transcription.